AUCAACCUUGUCUUUUAUCUCGUGAUUCACCAAACCCAAACACCUCUUUUCGCGUUCCAACUUCUCUUUCAAUGGCAUCUUCUUCUUCUUCUUCUCUUUCCCUCUCACCAGACACCAAAGACCUUUCUCACCCAUCUGGUGAGGUUCAUGUUAUUGUGGGCCCCAUGUUCGCUGGCAAGACCACUGCGCUUCUUCGUCGUAUCAAAUCUGAGCUGAACGCUGUCAGGAAUGUGGUGAUGUUGAAGUCAAGCAAGGAUACACGAUAUGCGAUUGACUCGGUUGUGACGCACGAUGGGGUUAAAUUUCCUUGUUGGGCGUUACCGAAUCUCUUGUCUUUCAGAGAAGAAUAUGGCCACGAUGCUUAUCAGAAGUUGGAUGUGAUUGGCAUAGACGAAGCACAAUUUUUUGAGGACCUAUACGAGUUUUGCUGCAAGGCUGCUGACGAGGAUGGUAAAACUGUAAUCGUUGCAGGCCUGGAUGGUGAUUACUUAAGGAGAAGCUUUGGCUCAGUGCUUCACAUAAUUCCUCUAGCAGAUUCUGUAACCAAGUUAACAGCCCGUUGCGAAGUAUGUGGCAAACGUGCUUUUUUCACCUUGAGGAAGACAGAGGACCAAGAGACUGAACUUAUUGGUGGAGCUGAUGUCUAUAUGCCCGUUUGUCGUAUGCAUUACAUGAACAGCCAAGUUGCUUAAAGGAUUGUUCUUCAAUCUCAAACUGUCAAAACCGAUUCCCUUCUUCAGUCAGCUGCAGAUGUUUAAGGCUCAUCGGAAUUUUUCUUGCAUGCUUCAUUGAUGCAUUUGCUUUAUCCGCCUUCUGUUUAUAUUUAAAAGUUUAUGUAUAGAUGCAGUUUCUUCAUGCUCCUUUCUUAUCUUUUAUGCUACUUAUUUGCUUUUUCUGGAACUCAGGAAACAGUGUAACAAGUUUAGGCAGUUAAUUGAAUGCAUCUUCAGGAUUAUUUUUCU
Molecule: messenger RNA, 962 nt
Organism: Vigna unguiculata (cowpea)
Lineage: Eukaryota; Viridiplantae; Streptophyta; Magnoliopsida; Fabales; Fabaceae
Product: thymidine kinase a-like
Biological process (GO): thymidine metabolic process
Molecular function (GO): ATP binding; thymidine kinase activity
Source: RefSeq, a predicted model, not a curated record